Macrosiphum euphorbiae (potato aphid) is the source of this 531-nucleotide messenger RNA. The record is from the annotation of a GenBank genome assembly. NCBI's taxonomy places the organism in Eukaryota, Metazoa, Arthropoda, Insecta, Hemiptera, Aphididae.
AUGCAAAUCAAUGACACUUUUGAUAUUUUAAACAGUAAAAUCUUAUACGACAAAAAUCCUAAUUCUCGGCCACUAAGUGAAGCUAACAAAAACUUAUUUCAAACUUUAAAAAAUACAUGCAACAUAUUCCUCGAAGCUAAAAAACUACAUAAAAACAAAAAUAUAAAGUCACAACCUCCGUGCUUUACCGGAAUUGUUUGGUCAAUCAACUCGAUUUUAGCACUGUAUGAAAUUGAAAAAUCAGAUGUAUUGAAUAAAUGUGAUACUGAAAAAUUGUAUUUCUUAUUGACCAACCGUUUAUGCCAGGACCCACUAGAAAAUCUUUUUUCUAUAAUGCAGCAAAAGAACGGGUAUAAUCGUAAUCCAACUUCAAGGAUGUUCAGAAGUUGUUAUGCAAACAUUUGUACAUUUAGCCUUAUGAAAUGUUCAGAGUUGUGUAACUGUGAAGAAGACAAUGAUGUUUUCUUACAGUUGAUGUUCUAUCUGAUGUGUCUAAUACUGAAGGAACCACUAUUGAAAACAAAAAGAUGA